AUUUUCCUCAUUGGCGCCUUCCCCCCUCUCCUUUCCUUUAAUCGUUGCGGCUGCUGCACCUUCAGCAUAACACUCAUCCCCUACAGAAGUGAAAUCCCUUUCUCUUCCCCUUUUUUCGGCCAACUCUGUAGAUUUUCUUGGUAUAGCCCCGCCCUCGCUGCCCAUCCAGCACGCCGAUUUGCACGACGUUCUCUCUUCUCCUUUCUACUUUCUGCGUCUAUUUUUCGGCUCUUACACCUGCUCCUCUGUACCAUCCCUAGACCUUAUUCCCUUGUAUCUGCACAGUAAUGAGAAGCCCUACAGACCCGUCCGCCUUCUCUCUCAAGACAAAAACCACCAACCCUGGCUGGCCCCGACAAUCGGAUCCCUCUCCAGGCCAGCAUAUCUCUGCUGCGACCAUGGCCAGCAGCACCACUGCGCUGAUCACACCGCCUGCACACACAAGCAGCAUCUCUUCUCCAUACACGCACCAGACCACAUUCCUGCCGCCAGCGAUGCGACCCGAGGACAGCGCCUCAAUGGACAAGGCACACUCGAAUUACCGGCGACCAAGCCCCAGCCAGCGCAGGGAGAGCAACAGCAAAUACAACCCGAACGCCAUUCCAGCCAUUGCUGACGCCGCCACAUCCUCAUGGUACCAACAAAACAAUUGCAACAGCUCGAAUGACCGGUCUGCCAGCGACUCCAUCUCGCCAGUGAACCUGUCGAAUGAGUCUGUCUACCAAGACAAGUACAACCGCCUUCGCCAGCGCUUACGUGAGGUGCUUGAGGAUAAUGCUCGCAUGGUGUCGCAACUCGAAGACGCCCAAGCAGAAAUAAAGCGGUUACGCAAGGAGAAGGACACUCUGCUGGACAGGCUUCUUCAUUCAGCAGACCGCGACGGAGUCGGGUAUGCGAUGUCGUCGUCGUCAAACUCGCUCUCGCCAUCCAUGUCAUUCACCUCCAACGAGGCAAACAGCGGAGCUGGUCGUGUCGACUCCCAUGUCGCCUCUGAUGUGCCACCACCCCAGUUCCACUAUCAGGUGUAUGGCGGUGCCCGUCCAGAUUCUAGCAACCCGAUGCUCGCCAGUGGAGGCCGUCCAACCCCGAAUCUUCCAGGAAUCGCACAUAGUAAGGAGACAAUGCCCAUGCCAUAUGCCAACGGUGCCCGCCAGCCGCCUUCCUCGUAUUUCCAGGGAUCCUACCCGAUGCCGCAGCAUGCGCAAAAGAACCUGCCGCCUAUGCGGGCAUCAGCGACGCAGCCCCAGUUCCCACGGAACUCCCAGGCCACCAGUGGCGGGUAUGCAGCGCGACGGUCACUUGGCCCAGCCAGCCAGUCGUGCUACCACUCAUGCCAUAGCGACAGCAGCAGCAGUCCCCGACACAUGGAUGCAAUGAGCACCGCCAGCGACCACAUGAUGCAGGUAGAUCGGCCUCCAAUGCACCAGCAGCAUGCGCUGGCGGCAGGCUACCCGUCUGACAGCCACGGGCAAUACGGCUAUCCUGAAGCCAGCGGGGCUCUUCGAGUGAACGGCCCUGCCGGUGGCCACCCAGCCCCCCUCACGCCGACCACCCCGUCGUCGUACACGCCGCCUCACGGUGGCUACCCAGGCACGACCAUUUUUGAUGUGUCCUCAGCGAUGCAGCACGCAAACACCAGCAUGCCGCGGCCCGGUGGCAAGCGCCGUAAGCGCCACCAUGACAUCUCAUCCAAGGUGCGGUCAGUGCAGCCCGUGCCCCGUGACAAAGAUGGCAACUAUGAGCUGCCGGUGCAGGUCGGUAUCCUAACUGUUCUUAGUCUGGGGACGAUUGUGUGGGACCGCGAAACGUACCACAACGAGCGGUAUAUCUGGCCAGUCGGCUACACGGUGCAGCGCGAGUACUACAGCAUGGUUGACCCGAACAAGCAGGUGAUUUAUACCUGUCGUAUUACCGACGGCGGUGACGGCCCGCGGUUCCAUGUAGAGCCCGAAGACAUUCCCGGGUCGCCUAUCAUUGCCAACACAGCCACUGGUGCCUGGACCACAGUUCUGCGCACCGUGAACCAGAUCCGGCACCGUGAGCACUCCAACUCGGCUUCUGGCCCCGACUACUUUGGGUUCUCGCACCCGACUAUCGCCAAGAUGAUCCAGGACCUGCCGGGUGCCGAUAAGUGCCGGUCGUAUGUGAUGCAGCGGUUCGUCGAGAUGAAGGACCGACAUGUGCGUGGAGUCAUCAAGAAGGGGCGCGGCGGCCGUCCCUCACAGGACAUGCUCAGCCGCGGCCAGCGUGCGCUCCUCGUUACGUCGGGCACACGCAUUGGCGACCUGGACUCGUCCAGUCGGACCAGCGACCGGAACAUGGACAUACUUAGCCAUGACGAAGAUGACCAUGACGAGCACGACGAAAUGCACAGGAGCGAGUACUCGCCAUCGUCUAAGCGGAUGUCUGUUGCGACCCUGACUUCGAGCUACCACCCGGGAACAUCGGCGUCGUCAUAGAUUCGCAUUCAAUGGGCCUUUGUUAAUUUGUUUUCUCUAGUGUUUUCUGCAGCUAUCACGCCAAAAUUGAAUGCGAGCACGCCUACCCGAGAAGCAAAGCCUGCAAACAUCGUGCCUGUACAUCGCUCUAUCAGUUUGGCGAGUGUGUGGCUGGGCCAACAAACCUUUUCCACUUUAUCAAGCAUGUCGCAAUUAGAUAUCUGGACCACGC
Messenger RNA from Linderina pennispora, 2670 nucleotides. RefSeq lists its product as uncharacterized. The transcript is spliced from 2 exons. Bases 288 to 2459 code for a protein of 723 amino acids. Gene Ontology annotation, cellular component: nucleus. NCBI's taxonomy places the organism in Eukaryota, Fungi, Kickxellomycota, Kickxellomycetes, Kickxellales, Kickxellaceae. The record is from RefSeq and is a predicted model, not a curated record. Gene Ontology annotation, biological process: regulation of cell cycle.